This is a messenger RNA of Symbiodinium sp. CCMP2592, 1353 nucleotides long. The record is from the annotation of a GenBank genome assembly. Lineage: Eukaryota; Dinophyceae; Suessiales; Symbiodiniaceae.
AUGCAUCGAAAGAGAAAGACAUUACACGAGAACUCGGUGCAACAAGUAUUCGACAGUUCUGGAUUAUCGUGCCCCAUCCCGGUGGAUUUUGUUGAAUUGCCCGAUGGACAUCGCCAUGAAAUUUUCAAGGUGGAAUCUUUUCUUCGUAUCUUCAGCUUGAAUGAGAAGUUGCAUUUGUUUUUGGGCCAUGUACAAGACUUUAGUCUGACCGAGGAAUAUUGGAGGCGGGUCAAGUGCAUUGAUCCUGGUCACCCAGUAUUCUCCUACCACAAGGGUAGGGAACAAUAUGUGAUUCCCUGUUGUCUACAUGCUGACGAGGGUCGCACGCUGAAGAAAUCGAGCAUCAUGGUGUGCAACCUGCAGCCGGAAUUAGGUUGCAACCCCGAUCCUGAUUAUGACCCCCAGGAGCUACACACCAACAUGAAGUGCAUCUCUUGGGCCACGAGGUUUCUGAUGUUCACCAUGCACAAGUCUAUCUACCGCAAAGAUUCAGCUCCAUUGUACAAGAUGUGGGAAAGUCUGGCAGAAGAGCUUCUACAUUUGUGGACUCAUGGUGUGGAAUUGAUUUGGAACAAUGCAAAAGUCACAGUUUUUAUAUGUGUCACUGCAAUCAAAGGAGAUUGGCCACUGCUGGCCAAAUUAGGCUGCCUCGAACGGUUCUUUGGAAGGAAGACGAAGGCCGGCAGCAAAAGCAUUGCCAAGGGGAUUUGCCACUUGUGCCUUGCUGGGCAGAAGGAGGUCCCGUUCCACGAUUGCACGCUUACGGCUCGUUGGCGAUCGACUUUUCUUGAGCACAACCCAUUCUGGAAGCCAUCUCCCUUCGCUUGCUUGCCCUAUCAUCAGCCACUCCUAUACAGGACAUGGUUCAAGGGACAAGAUACCACGAUUGUCAACAAGUUCCUCGAGGAACGGUUUAAGCAGCUGCUGGCCGAGGAGCCAUCUGAUUACGUUGCCGCCAUCCACGAAGCAGUGUGCAAGGCGAACUCCAUGAUGCGGCACUUGUUUGCACAUGGGCUUUGGUAUCGAAGGAUCGAUGCAACAGUGUUCGUAGAGCAUGCUUACGGCUUCCUGGCGAAGUACUUGGAAAUUGCUUAUAUGGCUCUGUCACGGCGAAAGACACGAUUCAAGUUGACCCCGAAAUUUCAUGCACUGAAUCACAUCGCUGAUUAUGUCCGUAUGGAUUUGAUCAAUUGUCCUUUGGCUCAGUGGCUGAGAAAUCCAGUCACAUGGUCUACCCAGCAGUGUGAAGACUUCACAGGGCGGGUAAGUCAGCUUAGCACAGCUGUCAGCUCACGAGCUUGCCACCGGCAAGUUAUGUGCAGAUAUGCAGUCAACUUGAAGAGCCACUGGUAG